Molecule: messenger RNA, 505 nt
Organism: Paramecium sonneborni
Lineage: Eukaryota; Ciliophora; Oligohymenophorea; Peniculida; Parameciidae
Source: the annotation of a GenBank genome assembly
AAUGAUUAAAUAAAAUUAAUUACUAAAGGAAUAGGAUAAAAGAUAGAUAGUACUCACACAAUAAUAAACACAUGAAUUAUUUGAAGGACCAGAUUAUAGAAUAGCCGAUAAAUAUUCAACUAUUUAUAAGAGUAUUUUGAUGAGUAUGUUUUAUAUUUGCAUUUUCCCUUAUGGAAUGAUGAUGUAGGUUUUGUCUUUAUUUUUGGGCAUGCAAAUUAUUAAGAAGAUGUUCUUAUCCUCCAACUAUAAAUAGAAAUUUAAAAGAUUCUACUCUCAAAUUAUUAGGGAUUUCUCCAAUAUUGAUAUCAGCUGGAUCAGCAUGUUAUUAGUUUGUUCUAAUUAAUACAAAUAGUAAUAUGAUUCUGCAUAUAAUUAAUAUGAUAUUAUCUUGCUUUUGUGCUGGAGCAUAUUUUUAUUAAAAUUUUAGUCUAAAAUUACUUAAACAGAUGCUGCCAUUUGUUUAAUCUACUAUGAAUUAGAAAAACAAAUUUUCAACAGAUUAUGA